AUGCAGAGAGCCAACUAUGGGCAGUCGCCUCCCCUGCAUCACCCUGUGCCGCAGCACGUAUCGACGGUCCCCCAACUCAGAUCGCCUCCCCCUCCUCCGGGUUCCGCGCAGUCGCAACAAGGCUAUGGCGGCAAUCCCUAUCAGCAACAGGGCGGCGGCACGGGCAACGUUUUCGGCGCCUAUGGCCAGUUCAUGAAUGAUCCCACCGCCCAGGUUGCCGCCCAGUUCGGCCAGACGGCUUUCAAGCACGGCCAAGAAUAUGUCGAGCAAAACAUCGGUCGCUAUGUCAAUGUCUCGGCUCUCAAGCAUUACUUCAACGUCUCUAACUCCUACGUCAUCAAUAAACUCUUCCUCGUGCUCUUUCCCUGGCGACACAAGCCAUGGGCCCGAAAGCAGGCCACGGCAACCAAUGGCCAAGAGGGCUGGUACUUACCCCCACGGGAAGACAUCAAUAGCCCCGACAUGUAUAUUCCAGUCAUGGCCAUUGUGACCUUCAUCCUCCUCUCAACUCUCAUUGCCGGACUACGAGGCGAUUUCCAACCCGAGCUUCUCGGUUACACUGCAACAAAAGGACUGGUCGUCGUCAUCGUCGAAAUUAUCGCACUGAAGCUCGGAUGCUACCUUCUGAGCAUCUCCAGCCAGUCUCAGCUUUUCGAUUUGAUCGCCUACUCCGGCUACAAGUUUGUUGGCAUCAUUGCCACUAUUGCCGUUGCGGAAAUUGUCAACGGCGGCAAGGGCACUGGCGGUUGGGUCGGCUGGAGCAUUUUCCUCUACACCUUUCUUGCCAACUCUCUUUUCCUCAUGCGAUCUCUGAAAUAUGUUCUGCUUCCUGAGAGUGCCGGCAGCAACGGUGGGCCUAUGCAAACCGACUCAAGGGCGAAGCGCAACCAGCGAACUCAGUUCCUCUUCUUUUACUCAUAUAUCGUGCAGUUCUUCUUUAUACCCUUCAUCUCCCUAUUUUGCCUCACCCAUGAGAAAUUCUUGUCGACUCUUUCCCUCGUCCUUCCUGGAUCUACUUCAGAAAUAAACUUUGACCCGGACUAUAGUAGCGCUAUGCCUUCUCCAAUUGUGGCAGCGACUAUACAAUCGGCCGGUCUCGGCGUCCUCUGCAGCAUCCUGGCGCAGUGCAUCACGGCCUAUAGGCAAGAGGAGCCAUUCUCGAUCGAUUGGAUCCCGGUGUUUCAAUACUUGCUCUUCAACGUGAUUAGCACGCCGCCCAACUUUUUAUGGCAAGAAUUGAUCGAAGCCUCUUUCCCCUCGCAUCCGAAGCCUGCGGCUCGUUCCAAGAAGACAGACGACAAGCCCGCGCCACCGGCUUUGUCCAAGCGCAACACAGCCAUCAAGUUCCUCCUGGACCAAACCGUCGGCGCCGCCGUCAACACGCUGCUGUUCAGCACCUUUACGCGAUCCCUCCGCAUGGCAAGCGCUCAUGCGCCGCGCGUUACCAACGUAUAUAAGGCCGUCAGCUACUGGGUCAGCCCGGGCGCUGUCGACUUCUCCCUCGUCGACUUUCAGGUCGUGUGGGCAGAGGCCAAGGAGGAAUUUUGGCCCCUAGUCGCGGCGGGCUACAAGCUUUGGCCGGUUGUUUCGCUCGUCAACUUUACACUGGUCAGGUCUGUGCAGGGACGGAACUUGGUCGGCGCGCUGGCUGGGCUUGUCUGGGGCAUUUAUAUAUGUUUGUUUUCCGCAAAUUGA
Beauveria bassiana ARSEF 2860 is the source of this 1695-nucleotide messenger RNA. RefSeq names its product transport protein yif1. Gene Ontology annotation, cellular component: endoplasmic reticulum membrane; endoplasmic reticulum-Golgi intermediate compartment; Golgi membrane. The transcript is spliced from 7 exons. Bases 1 to 1695 code for a protein of 564 amino acids. The record is from RefSeq and is a predicted model, not a curated record. Lineage: Eukaryota; Fungi; Ascomycota; Sordariomycetes; Hypocreales; Cordycipitaceae. Gene Ontology annotation, biological process: endoplasmic reticulum to Golgi vesicle-mediated transport.